Molecule: messenger RNA, 507 nt
Organism: Cetraspora pellucida
Lineage: Eukaryota; Fungi; Glomeromycota; Glomeromycetes; Diversisporales; Gigasporaceae
Source: the annotation of a GenBank genome assembly
AUGUCAACUUAUCAACAUGUUAGUCUUACUGCUAUACAAAAGCAUAGCCUUUGUGAACAGAAAAAACAAAACUCACACCUUACCUAUAAUGAACUAACAAAAAUUUAUCAGAUUGGUAGAUCAACUGUUGAUAAUGCACUUGCAAGUAACCAGAAUAUUGAUGAUAAUAUUCUUAAAGUGAAGGCAGUAUUUUUUGUAGAAAAGUUAAAUAUUGAUAACUUUAAACAAUCUGAAGAAGCAAAAAUGCAAAAAAUCAAUUAUGAAUACAAUGAAGAAUUUUUUAGAGAUGAAGAUGAACUUGAAAUUUUGAUUAAUCAGUUACCUGAAAAUGAUUAUUUAAAUGAUGAUAUAUUGAAAGUGAUAGCUGAUAAUACUGAGGAUGAAGUUGAGCAACUUAUUAGUGAAAUAAAAAAGAAGGUGAAUUAUACUGAAGUAGAGAUAGCAGUUGAUACAGUUUUGAGAUUCUUAUAUGAACAAGGAAAAGAAUAUGAAUAUAGUAAAGCUUGA